GUCUACGUUCCCGGGACGAGGCUCUGUUAACAAGCCUGGCCCGUUCCACGAUGUCCAUGGACUGUGCGUCUUAUGCUACCUCUAGAGGAUGAAUACCUCCUAAACUUUCUUCUGAUGGUACAAGAAUAGUCACGACGACAUGUGGACCUCGUUUUAGCGCUUCGUCGACCAAAGUGGCUUGGUCGUUUUGCGAUAUCGAGAUUUUCGAUGCCUCAAUUCCAUGCCGCGCGGCCUCAAAAGCCGGUGGGUAUCGGAGAAGAGCGUCUUGAGACACAACUGUCAACAUUGACCCUGGACUGCGAGUUGACGCGACUGCAAGGCUUUGGGAGGAAGCCUUGGAGUUGCGCUAAUGCUGAACGUAUAUAGGUUAUUCACUCUGUACUUAUCCAAAGUCAUCCAGCUUUCUUCACACUCGUUUCCAUUGCUCUACUCUCUUUUUUAUCUGCGUUUCAGUGACCGCUCGCUGUCUUCCGUCGUUCUGUCGAUAGCGCAAUUACCCUCCGCCUUGUAUCCUACUAUGCUUCUCCACGGUAUCUUCAGCGUUGUAGCUCUCGCUCGUUAUGCUACUUCCAGUCCUUUCGCGUCGGAACUACGUCCCAGAGCAGCCUGUGACGGCAACACCGCCUCUACGCGUUCAGAGUGGUGCGAUUACUCGAUUGAAGUGGACCCAGCUGACGACGUUCCCGACACUGGAAGGACCCGUGAAUACUGGCUGGAGCUUACCGAUGUGACCGUCGCACCGGAUGGCGUAUCACGCUCGGCCAUGGCUGUUAAUGGAUCUAUACCUGGGCCAACCAUCAUCGCAGACUGGGGUGAUACAGUGAUCGUACAUGUCACGAACUCGCUUACAACUUCGAAUAACGGUACAAGCAUUCAUUUCCAUGGCAUCUGGCAGCUGAAUACCAAUGAUCAAGACGGUGUUAGCUCGAUUACCCAAUGCCCAACUGCCCCGGGUGAAUCAAUGACCUACACUUGGAGAGCGACGCAAUACGGUUCAUCUUGGUAUCACUCUCACUUCGCGCUCCAGGCAUGGGAAGGUGUUUUCGGCGGCAUCAUCAUCAAUGGGCCCGCUACCAGCAACUAUGAUGAAGAUCUGGGCGUACUAUUUCUCAAUGAUUGGGAUCAUCAGACGGUUGAUGAGCUUUAUAUCUCCGCCGAGACGUCUGGUCCGCCAACCUUGGACAAUGGACUCAUUAAUGGCACAAACACGUACGAGGACGGAGGCUACCGGUUCAACCAGUCUUUCACAUCCGGCACGUCUUAUCUAUUCCGUCUCGUAAACGCCGCGGUCGAUACGCACUGGAAGUUCAUGAUUGAUAACCACACUAUGACGGUGAUCGCUUCUGAUCUUGUCGCUAUCGAGCCGUACGAAGCGUCAGUCAUCAGUAUUGGAAUGGGCCAGCGUUAUGAUAUUGUCGUAACAGCCGACCAAACCGAUGUGACUGACUUCUGGAUACGCGCAAUUCCUCAGUCUGCUUGCUCAGAGAACGACAACCAAGACGAUAUUCGUGGUAUCAUAUACUACGGAAACGUGCCUGGUACCCCUACGACCACAUCCUAUGACUACGAGGAUAGCUGCUCCGACGAAACUGACAACAUCGUGCCAUAUAUCUCCAAGACCGUUGGUUCUACAGCUAGUGCGACAGCCGAUGAACCCGUUGCCGUCGGGUUCAACAGUGAUCUGCUCUUCAAGUGGACGCUCAACAGCACAACCUUCAUCUCGGAAUGGAAUAACCCAACUCUUAUGAAGAUCAUGCAAGGCGAAACGGCUUUUGAGACUUCCAACGCCGUGUUCCAGGUACCAAACGCCAAUGAAUGGGUCUACGUCGUUAUAUCCACGACGCUCGCCGUGCCUCACCCUAUUCACUUGCACGGCCAUGAUUUCUACGUUAUCGCGCAGGGUACGGGUACGUAUACCGACGGUGAGACAACUCUCAACCUCGACAAUCCACCCCGUCGUGAUACUGCUAUGCUUCCCGCAUCUGGUCACUUGGUUCUUGCGUUCGAAACCAAUAACCCUGGUGCUUGGUUGAUGCAUUGUCACAUAGGCUGGCACACAUCUGAGGGCUUCGCAAUGCAGUUUGUUGAGCAGUAUGAUGCGAUCGCGGGUAUAGUCAACAACGACACGCUGUCUAGCACUUGUGAGGGUUGGGAGAGUCAUAGCGAGACGGUCGGCAUUGAGCAGGAUGACUCCGGUGUUUAGUUUGUGAGACAUGUGGAUGCUAGAGACAUAGUACAUCUUUUAAAUUUACUGUCUAAGCUUUUAGUUUCUACAAUUUGGUAUAGCUUGUUUAGCCUGUAAGUUUGGUUUUAAUGUUUUAGCUCUUUGUGUAUAGAGAGUACUUUAGGUCUUAAGGUUGUAGUAUUCUUAACGCAUGUAUAAAGCGAGUAGCUAGAAUACGUAAGUAGCUAGCUUUUGCUAAGACUCUACUAAAACCUUAACUAUAUUAAACUUUAGAGCAAUAUUAAAAGUAAUUUCUAAUAUCUAUAGUAGACUAAAUUAAUUUAAAAC
Molecule: messenger RNA, 2512 nt
Organism: Alternaria rosae
Lineage: Eukaryota; Fungi; Ascomycota; Dothideomycetes; Pleosporales; Pleosporaceae
Product: laccase-1 precursor
Exons: 4
Coding region: 350-2203 (617 amino acids)
Molecular function (GO): copper ion binding; oxidoreductase activity
Source: RefSeq, a predicted model, not a curated record